This is a messenger RNA of Protopolystoma xenopodis, 570 nucleotides long. The record is from the annotation of a GenBank genome assembly. Lineage: Eukaryota; Metazoa; Platyhelminthes; Monogenea; Polystomatidea; Polystomatidae.
AUGUGUCUUAGGUUGUGGCGCCGAGUUGGGACAGAGACUCGACAGACAACUCUUGAGGUCAUCUCGCAACCGGUAAAGGUCAAGAGGUUCGUUCUUGCAGCCUCUUUUUUGUUGAAGCUAACCGUCGGAACUUCGUUCACAUUUCAAUUCUUCCAUUUCUACAAAACGAUCUCUGAAGGCGUUAGUCACGAUUAUAUUGCCCCAUUUUGUCAAUUAUUUGUCAUGGCAACCAAAUAUUUAUGCGCACUCCAUCUUAUGACUGGUUUUACGGCUUUACAGGCAAUCUGGCCGAACAACGCCAAACUCGUCGGUCGCCACAUGUCGAUCCUACAAUCGGCCCGUCCGUGUGGCAGAAGUGUUUGUGGACGUUGUGAAAAUCGCGAUAUUCAACCUUUAUCACACAACUUCGGCUCAGAUCACACUUUCACACCUCCACCGGCGUCAACAUAUCACGAGCACGUGUGCCAAUUGUGCAUGCUUGCCAACAAACUGAGACCGAGUGAAGAUGAACUGGUCGUCACACAAACUGGACGGCGGCAUGCUCGAAUGCGCGACCGAAUGCGUCGGUAG